Messenger RNA from Lymnaea stagnalis (great pond snail), 9908 nucleotides. Lineage: Eukaryota; Metazoa; Mollusca; Gastropoda; Lymnaeidae. The record is from the annotation of a GenBank genome assembly.
GAUUCUUAUGGAUAAAGAUGGCAGCCCCCUGCUGAAAUCUAAUAACAGUGAUUUCCUGGAUUUGACAACCGGCACAGAUUCAAGCGAUAAAAUGCGUGGCCCCAAAGAACCAUCAUCGGUUAUUUUUCCACCAAUGCCAAGACAUUUUAAAAAGUGCUUGAUAGCUCAAAUUGUUGGAGGAUUUCUCGUUCUAUACAUUUAUUAUACAUUAAAUGGAGGUAAGCAAAGGCAAAAGAUCAUAGAUUUCAUAGAUGAUAUUUAGAAUUAUUUAGAUGUCCUAUUUAUUACUUAUUAUGACUUAUAAUAUACUCUAUAGCAGUGGUUCUCAACCUUUCUAAUGCCGCGACCCUUUAAUACAGUUUCUCGUGACGUGGCGACCUCCAGCCACACAAAUAUUUUCGUUGCUACUUCAUAGCUGUUACUGUUGUAAGGAUGUGUUUUCAGAUGGUCUUAGGCGACCCCUGGAAAAGGGUCCCGCGACCCCCUAAGGGGUCGCGACCCAUAGGUUGAGUACCGCUGCUCUAAAGCAAUAGAGUUUUCCAGCUCAGCUGCUUUACAGCUGCACAAUGUAAAUGGAAUAAUCUAAAUUAAUGCUGUUUUGUUGCUUCCCCUUUUUCAGGUUUUCCCAUACUUUAUUUCGCGGGAAGCGUUAUACGCAGUCGGCUGCGCAUAACCCUGAGAGUUAUUCCCAGCCGACUGCGUAUAACUCUUAGGGUUAUAUGCAGUCGGCUGGGAAUUAGCCAAAUAAGGUUUAUUAUCGCUAGUUUGGCAAUUUUUAAAAAAAUAUUAUGCAUAUAUAGCUGCAUUAUGGAUUGUUUUGAACUAUAACUUUUAAUGUGUUUAACGUAAAAUUUUAAUUGAAUUAAUUUUAAUUAAUGUUGAAUGAGAGUAAUAGUAUUAGUAUUAGUGCUAUUAUUAGUAUUAUUGCUUGUAUCUUAUAUGUUAUAAUUAUAAGUCUAAGUUAAAGUCUACAUUUCUUAGACUUAAGAGUCUAAGCCUAAGAAGAUGAUUUUUUAAAAGCCAUUUCCAUGGUCUAAGUCUAGUUCUGUAUUCUGAUUGAUUAGGUUUUUAUAUUUUGCUAUGACCAUGUCAUGUGGUUGGUUUUACUGACUAAUUCAGGAAAUGCAUUCUAUUUAUUUAUUUUUUUAAUUAUUUUUGGUAACCUAAAUGUAACAGUUUUCAGCUUCCAUGCAAAACUAUAACUGUGUGAAAGUAUUAAUUAAAGUGCCCCCUCUACAGAACCCCCUGCCCCUACAGCUAUUUGUUUCUGCUACUUUCUACUGACCACUCCUGAUUAUAUUACUGUACCAGAGAAACAUGAUUUUAUCUGCCACAACAUUAGUAAACAACACAAAAAAAUAUGUUAACAACACAAACAUAUAUUAUGAUAAUCAUAAGAAUAACAUUAUUAAUAUUACAUUAGUCAAGUUAAUAAUUCUUAUCAUGUUUUAACAUUUUUUAAAGCCACAACAAAAGUUAAACAAAAUGCCUAGCUUCAUUCUCGAGAACAAACUUAACUGACUAACUUAAUAACACAUUCACGACUGGCCUUUGCUGUAAUUGAACUCCUGACCCCCAACAUGACGUUCGCUCAGUUUAUACCAUUCAACCACACAGCCACCCUGAUAAAGAAGCAUCUUUAUCGAUGGAUAAUGUAACACAGGAAGAAUAUAGACCUCAUGCGACUUGCCGACUGCGAAUAACUCUCAGGGUUAUACGCAGUCGGCUGCGCAUAACCACUUCGUUAUUUCGCUCAGUUCCUUUAAACGAAAGAAGUUCAAAUGCAGGUUUUGUUAUUUCAGGGGUCACCAAACUUUUUUCACGGCAGGCCGAAUAAUGGAAAAAAAUGACAAGCGCGGGCCGGAUAAUCAUUCUGUACAAUACUUGCAUGCCAGAACGAAAGCUCUGCGAAACUGAGUUUAGUUAGUAUUCCAUGUUAAUCAUGGGUGAGUGGCGUGCAAUGCAAAAAAGCAAAGACAACCAACUGCAAGUUCUUAGCUUCCUCACUGAACUUGCAGAAGGGCUGUAGGUUCCAACUGCGGCAACUAAGAUUUUUAAUGUCACCGUAUAUUUCCAACACUCAUUUUUCUUUCACCCAUUUACAGUUUGUGGUAGUUAUCAGACUAUUAUAAUUUAGCAGGCAUAGGCUUCAUGGAAAUUUAUUUUUAUUUUAUGAUUUUUUUAAAACCAGCUUUGGCUAUUUCAGAUUUAUUGGUUGAUUAAUUAUAAUUUUAAAUUUUGAUUGGUUGGCUCAUUAUCAUUUUUAUUUGGUUGCACCAUCUUUGAUAUCUUUGGGGUGCCUGUGGGGUGUGGAGAUUUAUUCAUUUUGUGGCUAUAUGUGCGUUGGAAAUAGACUCGGGCGGCUUUAUCUGAAUUUACCCAGCUUUUCCUAAAAACAACAACAUCGAGUUAUUUGUUAUGUUUUUUAAAUGAUGUCAUCAUUUGUUAAUUAAUUCUUAUUUAAAUACAUCAACAUCGAGUUAUUUGUUAUGUUUUUAAAUGAUGUCAUCAUUUGUUAAUUAAUUCUUAUUUAAAUACAUCUUGUUUAAUGAACCACGUUUGAACCACAUUAAAUUUCACCACAAACUUUAUUUUUACCAGUGAUAGACUCUGAUAAUGUGAUCUGUAGGUCCACUCAAUAUAAAUUAAAAUCAAUAGCAAAUACAUGUCUGCAAAACAAAGUGACUGCAGAAUGCAAUAUAAACGUUGGUCAUCUACUUUUAGUAGUUAACUUUUCUGACACCAGCUUAACUCGAUCCCACUAGGCCAUGCGAUAUAAGUAGUUAUUGUAUUCAUUUUAUAUACUGUAUGUUUGUUUACUUACUAUUAAGAUACCGUAUUGUACGAUUUUGAGACGAUAUUGUACAAUUUUAGGAGUACGAGGGUAAAUAAGUCUGUAAUAAACAAGAGAAUCCAGAAACAAUAAUUUAAAAUUGAAACAGGUAAAUUAAGGCGCAUAGCAGCCAGGAGGUCUCCGCACGUGUGAAGAUCUCCUAGUAUUUUAAACAUAAUAUUGAAAUUUAAAUUGUAUCACAAUGUCUUGUGUUCCAUACGUUUUAUCAAGCAAGUUCAACUAACCUCGGCAGGCCAGAUGAAAUGGCCUCGUCGGCCGGAUCCUGCGGGCCAUAAUUUGGUGACCCCUGUGUUAUUGAAAUGGGUUUCUAAUGAUCUAAUGAUGUAACUGGCCUAAAUGCAAAUUAUAACAAAAAUGCUAUAUUUUUAAAAUGUAAUAAAGAAUACUGGCAGGCAUUACUUUUCUUGUUUUGAUUUACAAGAAAACGGUUCUAAUUCUGUUUACUUGUGAUUCCCACAAUAGUUUAUAGCAUAGUUUGUGCCUGUCAGUGAUGCCUAUCUUACUUCUACCCAAAUUGCUAUUUUUAGAUCAAAACAGACUAUUUUACUAAUCAUGUUACUGUAUGUAAUGUAAAUAAGCCAAAAAAGCAAUAAGAUGAGGAUGCUGGUGGCAGAAAGGUCUAAACAGACUCAAUUCAAAAAGCUGGUGGUCUGGUGUUCAAUCCCCACCAAAGCCAAAACAAACAAAAACAUCUUUAGGCAAACUCUAAAUUCAAACCAGGAGCCUGAAGGAUCAAUAAAUAGAGGAAAAAGAAAAAAAAUAUAUAUAAUUUAUUCUCAGGAAAUAUUAUGUAGGUUCCACUGAAUAGUAGCUGGGCUGAUCAGAUUUACCUUAAUUCUUAUUUCAGGAACAGUAAGUUCAGAUCUGGUUACUGUUUUGAUUUUAGCAUACAUAUUGAGAUGUUUUUUUACGAUUAUACUCUCAGAAAUGGGUUGAAAAAUAUGUUCUGGUAGUUUGUUGGUUGUUAGUUUUAGUUCCUUACCACCCUUCCCCCAGGGCUCUAGUCCACAUGAUCUGUAGGGGCAUGCUGAUUAAGAGAUUCUGCCACCAACCACUUGGCAUUAUCUGGGGGCCCACACCACCACAUAGGGCAGGCCUGCACAACAUACGGCCCGCCAGCACCCACUCUGCGGCCCGGGAAGUAGCGAAAUAUUCUUUAUUUUUAUUAUUUUCUUAAUAGCUUUUCCCCCUGUCCUAUUUUCUUUUGGCCUGCACAAGUUUUUCAUAAACAUUACGACCCGCCUUACAUUUGAGUUGUGCGGGCCUGAUGAAGAGGACCUGUGUGUGGAGACAAGGGUCUUGCAUAGUAUGUGCAUCAGAAAGAGCACAGCUGUAUAGUACCUACCCAAUUACAGCUGGAAUUAAUGACAUAUCAAGGUUGGGAUCAUGAUUACCAGUUGCCCUCAAUGUCUAUGAGGCAUGGGUGGGUAGUGGCAACUCAUGCCAAUUGUUCUAAUAUGCAGCCUGCUAGGGGACUCUUUCUGGGCAACUGUUUUGUCCCAGCUACCUUGUGAACUAUUCACGAAGUAGAAAUCAUUGCAUAAACUCUAUUAAAGGGCAUCUGAUGCCACUCUGGGAUGGGAAGGGGUGGAUUUUUGUAUGCUUAUAUAAUCAUCCCAGUAAUAGGAAGUUCAAUUGCCCCUGCAUGGUAGUCAAUCGAGUGGACUGCUGACACGGGCUGUCUCAGCGGCAUAGUGUUCCAGACGUGCAAUUUUGUGGGCCAAUAUUUGGGUUGGGUGGAGGUACAAUGGGGAGAGCAUAAUGAGCCCAGGCUAGGGGGCCCGCUGCUUUUCUUAAGUAGGUUAGAUUAAAUUAAAUGGCUUCCUUUCUACAUCCUGUGUACACUAAGCAGCUUUACAAUUUUCUUACCCCAGUUUUGUUCCAGCACUCCUCCUCUUCAUUUCUUCCAUUACAGCUUGCGGUGGUUUUUAGAAUAUAUGUUAAUAAAAAUAAAAUGAGGCUCCUAGAAUUAAUAUAAGGGUGACCAACCCAAUGUCCGCCACAUCAUGCCCCACCUGAUAUAUUACAAAUCAACUAAUUUCUUCAUUCAAUUAGCGAUUAUUUUCAUUCUUGGCACAAACGCAAAUAUGAAAAAUAUAUCCACCACUUGUUUGUGAAAUAAUUAAUCUUAAAUAUAAAUUAUCAAUCAGUUUCACUGUUUAAUAACUACUAAAAUUAAAGGAUUUAAAUAAACACAGCUUGGGAAAGGGAGACUAAUUUUACACUUUUCAACAAGCAUUUGAUUAAGUGUAAAAAAAUGCAACAUUAUUUUCAGGUACAUGCUAAAGUGCAACCCUGAAAUUUAAAAUUUUUAAAAGUUUUCUGGGCCCCCCCUCCCCAAAUCCCACUUUUGCUCUGGUGACUUAGGCGGGUGUCCCUAAUGUCUGCUCCUCCACCCCAUAUUCGUCUAUCAAAAUGGCAAUGAUGGGCAUAUUUGUAUUUGCAAUAAAGCACUGUAUUUAAAUAUAUAAAGGUCAGUCAUCUACUUCGGGAGUGACCUUUUUUUAGACAUGCGAUGCAUAAAGUUAUUUAAUACAUUAUACUGUAUGUUUAUUUACAUUAACGAUAUGUUACUGUACAAUUUUAAGAUGGUAAAGUACUAUAAUGAAACAAUAUUGUACUAUUUUGCCAGUUCUGGGGUAACCAGGUCUGUAAGUUUCAUUUAUCAUUGACAUUUACUGUUUUAAUGCUCUUUUUAUUUACAGGUAUUAUUCCAAGGUUUUUACUUCCUAGGCUUCCAUACUUUCGUGUUGGGCCAGAUGUUGGAGCUUUAAUUUUCUUUGAUGUAAACAAUGAUGCAAGCAAAAUUCGAUGGGAGAGAGAAGCAAACAGUAGAAAAGCAGUUCAAGAUGCUAUGAAAAGUAAUUUAUAUUUUGAAGAUUUUGAUUUUAAACAUUUGGUUUUAAUCAAAGUAGCCAUUGAAUAAAUGUCGAACCUAAUUAUUAGAUAUAUCUCAAUUAUGGUGCAAAACAUAUGCCCUGGACUGUGUCUUUCACAUUUAUUCAAUUAUAAUUUUUUGAUUUUUCAAACUAAUUCAUCAUCAUCUUCUGGAUCCAGUAGACAUUUUUAGGUUUUCCUCUAUCCUAAAUGGUGUUUAUGUAAUUUGGAUAUUUUGGUAGUUAAUUAAUAAAGGCCUAAGACCUGAAGUGCUGGGCAAUCCUUCAAACUUUUUAAAGACUGGUAAUAUAUUAUGACAUGAAAUAUAAACCUAAGUAAUCAUUGAAAAGUGGUAACUGUUCCCUUGGAGCAACCACUCAAAAGGCAAGGUCAUCAUGUAGCUUAUAUUAUAAAGCUAUCUUUUAAAUUUGAAUUUGAUUUAUUUUAUAAAUUUUAAGCUUAAAUAUUUCUUUCUCAUCAAAUCAGCAUUGGAUGUUAUUAAAAACAUAUUUGAACUCAUUUAAUCAAAAUGCAGAUGACAAGGUCCAUAUGAUAUCUGGCGAUGUGAUUUUGAAAGGGCAAGGAACGAAAUCUCAAAAGUUGAUUCCAAUAAUGGCUAAACCUUCAGCUUUGGAUAGUGAUAUUACCUUGAAAGAUUGGUUGCAAGAAGUAAAAUAUGGAAGUAAAGGCAUCAGACUCCACAUACAUUCUGUGGAGGCUGUGGACAUCACAUUCCAAAUUUUAAAUGAUUUUGAUAAACUGGUAAGAAACUUAUCACUCUGUAACAUUUCUAUUGCAAAUAUCAUUUGAUAAAUAAGGUUGGUUAUCUACAUUUAUUAUUUUAAAAAUAAUUCUUUUGAAAUUGUUAUUACUAUAUAUAUCACUCAUAAUCUUGUUAGUACUGUAUCAUAUCAUUGUGAAAAAGUAAAUAACAGUCUUAUUGCAUAUUUUUCUCCCAGAACCCAAUUAAAUUUCCAGUGUGGAUUCAUGCGAAUGUACUGCAAGGACCUCAUGGAGAAGAACCUGUUAUAGAUUACCACCGUUUUAUUAGAACACAACAAAAAAUGUUUCCAAAGUAUUUUUUUUUUUGAAAAAUGUUUUAAUUUACUCACUUUUUUUUCUAAGCUCUUUCUGACUUUCUUUUGUUUAUGAAAGGUGGUAAAAAAAUUAAUGAAUGUUUUUGAAAGGAGUAAAUUCAUUUAUAUGUAAGUCAGGUAAAAUUAGCUAACUUAUGUUUAAGUUUUAAUAGUUUAUUAAAUAUUAAUUUACUUCUUUUUUUUGUUCUACUUUAAUUUUUUGAAAAUUGUGUUUGCAAGGUGCACCAUUUCUCUUGGAUGGACAACAGGUACGCAUACUGACUUGACACAGAGUGCAUACACUUGGGAGUCUGUUUGGGAUAUGCUAAAUUUAAUACAGGAAUUUGAAUUUAAGGAGCAGUCUUUUGUAUUUCAGGUAAAUCAUAAAAUUAGAAAUUUAAAUUUGCUUUAAAAAAAAUGUAUUUUAAAACUUUAAUCUCCAUGAUGUUGAAAAGCGUGAUGCUACAAAGAGAAAUCAUCUUACUUUAUCAUCAGCUGUUUAAAGAGCGGAAAGAGACAUUUAAUCUACUUUUCUACAUAGAAUACUUGAAGUGGUUAAAAUAAAGUGUUUUUUUUCCUCAGGCCAGGCUAUCCUUGAUACGCAAUUCAGUUCCUCAGUUAAAAUGGCUUUCUGACAAUGUCAAACACUCCAGUCUUAUGAUCUGGCAUGAAGAGAAAGACUUGGUAGUCAAUGAGGAUAUAAUGUAUGUGGCCUAUCGCAUUCCACCUCAUGGAGUUUACUUUGAUUUAAAUCAUGAUCGUUUUCAAUUGUUAUUGGAUCAGUACCGUCAUUUCUCCCGUGAUAAGGUGGAUCCCUUAGUGCUGAAAAGGGAUGAACUGGUGUUCAAGCCAGAUGCUUGGUGGAAAAUGGGAUUUCAUAGACAGAAGAACUCAGUUUUGGCAAGCACAGAAGGAAUUAUCCUUACUAAUAAUAUUGUUUAUAUUACCUCAAAGUCAAAGUACAUGCCUACUCCUGAAAUCUAUAUUCAAGGUAGAAUCCAGUUCUUUAACAGAGAUAACAGAGAUGCUGAGGACCAUGUCACGGGGCUGAACAUUUAUUUGAGACCUACUAAAUAUGAUCACUUUGAAAAAAUUGAUGGUAUAAGAUGCUUCAUUGGUGUUGGUGGAGAGAUAGAAGUCACUGGCAGCAAUUUACCAGAUAAUGUUGAAAAAUUCAGAAAAGCUGCCCGUGUCACUCCAACACAUGCCAAUUGCUUUCGUUUCAAAAUAAUUGAUGAGAGAUCACACAUCACAUUUGCGGUGACAUCACUGCAUGACUGUACAACCUUGGCAAGUGUUGCAGAAACAGAGCCUUUAGUUGCCCUUCUAACUGUCCCAGUGCCAGUGAAAUUGGAUACCAGAGAGCAGCGUCCAUUUGUUCUUAAAUUGGAGGAUUCCAAAAGGCAAGUCUUGAUUGAUGAGCUGAGCAUCAAACACAAAUAAAGACUUAAAUAGGUAAUGAAUCUAUUUUUAAGAAUUUUACUAUCUAUAGAAAUAAAUAAAUAUAGAAUUUCAUCUAAACCUUAAAAAUGUUUUAGCUGAGCAGUGAAAGUUCCUUGUUUAAAAUAAGCAUUUUAUUUUUACAUAUCAACAUAUUUUUUCAUUCCUAAAUAAUAUGUGUGAGGAAUCUUCAUGUUUUUUACAUAACUUUAUAUGCAAUGUAUUUUUUUUUUUUUACACAAUUUGAAAUAAGUGAUUUGUUCUUCCAUAAUAAUGUUAUACUUGAUGACGAUAAUAGGUGGUGCUUGAGUGAAGCUUCUUACCUUUUUUCAAACUAUAUAACUUAUAUAUUGGUUAAUUGAAACAUAAAUCUCACAUUAUGAAAAAUUUAGUUUUGGAUCAACUUUACAAAUGAAUUUUGGUCUAUUUUUAUUUAUUUGUUAUGAAUAUCUUUUUGCAAAUUAAUUGCAAACUUAGAUUCUUUUUGUUGCGCCGAGACACAAAUAUAUGUAUGUAUAAAUACAUUAAUAAAUAUAUUGGAUCCUCGUAUUCGGGACACAUCAGGAUCCACGUAUUGUGUUUCAAUGACAACAGCCAGCUGGGGUACACACAAAUCCCUUUAAAUAUGAUUUAACAAAGACAAAGCCCAAACAAAGGGGCCUUGUUAUUAACAAUGACCAUGUAAUUAAUCAAUACACAUUAUAAAAUAUUUUAUUUGCUCUGAUUUAGAUUUCGUGUGGUUAAGAGAAGAAUAUCAAGUGUUUUAUAUUGCUGCUUUUGUCUCUGCAGCUGCCUAUGAUGAUUCACAAAAAUAUAAAGGAAAGAAAAGUUAUAUUCAUAUCAUAGAUCUGAUCUGUGUAUGUGUUUUUUUAAAUUUAGACAUUGUUUGUAUAAAAUCAAUGGCUUGAUGAACUUAGGAAGCAUAAUUCACAUAUAAUACAAUAUAUAUAUUGGCAUCAGUCCGUCACUAUGUGUUGAUGGUGUAGACUUUGCAGGACAGAAUCACAAGGCCUGGGAUUUUUUCUUUAGGACUGUAAGCUGGUUCCCUAGACAGCAAAUAGCCUCUUUCUUUGCACCAAUUUUUCAUUGUGUUAAUGUUAUCCUACGUGACUCCCUCUCCGGGUUUUGAUUCAGAGUUUCCUUCUAUUAGAUGAGUUGCCAUCCAAAGUUAACGGGAGGUCCCAUCCACCCGGGUGCUGGUGUUUUUAUGUUUGACUUGGUCUUUGGUGGGGAUUGACUCAGUUUACACCACUCGACCACUCAGUCGGACGGAUGCCAGUAUACAUAUAUUUUAUGAUAUAAUAAGACCAUAGUCUUAUUAUGCAAACAUCUAUAAGACUUUGCAUAUUCUUCUUGAAAAUAGAAGGGAACAAUAAUAUAUAUAAAAUGGGAAUACUCAUUUUCAUGAGAUUGUGGUUGUGUUUUUUAAUGAAUUCCUGUCAAAAUAUUCUUAUAAUUUUGAUCUAUGCUCAUUCUUAUUGAUACAUUCCAUUGUACUCGGUUCACUCGGCUUAUAAUGAACUUUUUCAAACAUAAAUUAAUCUUUCAAUGUACUCGGUUGAAAAAUUGUAAAUGAAGAAUGUAAAUAAAUGACUUGUUUUUCUUAAAUUGUUUUCUUUUAUUUAGAAUUUGUUGAAUUUAGAAAUUGUGAGAAUUUUAAU